UGUUUUGUCACCUUUUACACUCGGAAAUCUGCUCUGGAGGCUCAGAACGCUCUGCACAACAUGAAGAUUCUACCAGGGAUGCACCAUCCAAUCCAGAUGAAGCCUGCAGACAGUGAGAAGAACAAUGCAGUGGAAGACCGAAAGCUUUUCAUUGGAAUGAUCUCCAAGAAAUGUAACGAGAACGACAUCCGGCUGAUGUUCUCUCCGUAUGGACAGAUUGAGGAGUGUAGGAUCCUACGCGGCCCAGAUGGACUCAGUCGUGGCUGUGCCUUUGUCACAUUCACAGCUCGACAGAUGGCCCAAUCUGCCAUCAAGUCCAUGCACCAGGCCCAGACCAUGGAGGGCUGCUCCUCACCCAUUGUGGUGAAGUUUGCAGACACACAGAAGGACAAGGAGCAGAAGAGACUGGCCCAGCAGCUGCAGCAGCACAUGCAACAGCUCAGUGCUGCCUCACUGUGGUCAAACCUCACCGGUCUCAGCAGCAUGGGCCCACAGUAUUUAGCUGUGAGUUUUAAUGCCAUCCAAAACCUGGCAGCACUAGCAGCAGCAGCGAGUGCCACACAGUCCUCACAGUCCAGCUCCAGCUCCAUGACAAGCUCCAGCAGCCCCCUCUCCAUGUCCACGACAGGUUCUUCUCCCAGCUCCAGCAGCAGUUCCUCUGUGAACCCCAUGACCUCCUUGGGAGCCCUACAGUCUCUGUCCACAGGCUCUGGGGUGGGCCUUAACAUGGGCUCCCUGACAGCUCCCUCUCCUCCAGUGGAUUGUCUGGAGGGGUUAUCUGGAGGCUUGUCCGGAGGUCCAGGGUGCAGCAUGGACGCGCUGAGCCAGGCAUACUCAGGUAUCCAGCAGUACGCAGCAGCUGCUCUGCCCAGCCUCUACAAUCAGAGUCUCCUGUCCCAGCAGAGCAUCUCCGCAGCUGGCAGCCAGAAGGAGGGUCCAGAAGGUGCCAACUUGUUCAUCUACCACCUGCCUCAGGAGUUUGGAGACCAGGAUCUCCUGCAGAUGUUCAUGCCUUUCGGAAACGUCAUCUCAGCCAAAGUGUUCAUCGACAAGCAGACCAACCUCAGCAAGUGUUUUGGUUUUGUGAGCUAUGACAACCCAGUGUCAUCUCAGGCAGCGAUUCAGUCCAUGAAUGGCUUUCAGAUUGGUAUGAAAAGACUCAAAGUGCAGCUGAAACGCUCCAAGAAUGACAGCAAGCCCUACUGA
Molecule: messenger RNA, 1206 nt
Organism: Periophthalmus magnuspinnatus
Lineage: Eukaryota; Metazoa; Chordata; Actinopteri; Gobiiformes; Gobiidae
Product: CUGBP Elav-like family member 1
Exons: 10
Coding region: 61-1206 (381 amino acids)
Biological process (GO): regulation of alternative mRNA splicing, via spliceosome; mRNA splice site recognition
Cellular component (GO): cytoplasm; nucleus; ribonucleoprotein complex
Molecular function (GO): mRNA 3'-UTR binding
Source: RefSeq, a predicted model, not a curated record